Messenger RNA from Cajanus cajan (pigeon pea), 1366 nucleotides. Its product is annotated as polyphenol oxidase, chloroplastic. NCBI's taxonomy places the organism in Eukaryota, Viridiplantae, Streptophyta, Magnoliopsida, Fabales, Fabaceae. The record is from RefSeq and is a predicted model, not a curated record. Gene Ontology annotation, molecular function: catechol oxidase activity.
UUCUUCGAAAGAAUCCUCUCAAACCUAAUGGGUGACCCCAACUUUGCCCUACCAUUUUGGAACUGGGACACCCCAGAAGGGAUGCAAAUGCCACCCUGUUUCACAAACCCUAACUCCUCCCUCUAUCAUGAACUCCGAAACGACAACCACUUGCCACCCCAAGUCGUUGACCUAUUCUACGGUUCAACUCAUAGCGACGAUGCCACACCUUCUCAUAAACAAGUCUUGUAUAACCUAGUCACCAUGUACAAACAAAUGGUGUUAGCAAGUACCAAGGAACUUUUCAUGAGAAGCCCUUUCAGACUCGGGGAUCAACCUCGUCCUGGAAUAGGUUCCGUUGAGGCUGCUCCUCAUAACACCGUUCACACGUGGGUCGGUGGUGCCGACACACCAAACCACGAGGACAUGGGAACGUUCUACACAGCCGCUAGAGACCCCGUUUUCUACGCUCAUCACGCGAACAUGGACCGAAUGUGGACGUUGUGGAAAUCACUGGGAGGAGAAGAAAGAAAAGACUACAGCGACGACCGUGAUUGGUUAGACUCCGAGUUUUUCUUCUACGACGAAAACGCCAACCUCGUACGCGUCAAGGUACGAGAUUGCGUCGACACCACAAAGCUAGGGUACGUUUUCCAAGACGUGGAUCUUCCGUGGCUGCGCACGCCACCCACUUCACGAAAGAGUAAGCUCCUGAGAAAGGGCUCAAGGUAUUCGAAGACGAGAGAGUUUCCUUUGGUGUUGGACUCCAUAGCGAGUGUCAUUGUGAAGAGACCGAGGAGAGUGAGGAGUGAGGAAGAGAAGGAGCAGGAAGAAGAGGUUUUGGUGAUCGAAGGGAUCGAGUUUGGGAGUGAGAGAGGUGUGAAGUUCGAUGUGCAUGUUGAUGAUGAUGAAGAGAAGCUGAGUGGUCCCGAUGAGACGGAGUUUGUGGGAAGUUUUGUGAGUGUGCCCCACGCACACAGGCAUAGGGUCAGCACUAGCUAUAAGAUAGGGAUGUCGAAGGUGCUCGAGAGUUUGGAAGCUGAAGAAGACGAUCAUGUGUUGGUUACUUUGGUGCCUAAGGAUGGAAAAGGAGCGUCACCAUACAAAGCAUCAAAAUUGAGUUUAUUCCAAAAUUCUAAACCUAGUUUUUUUUUUUUUUUUAGUCUGCAAAUUACACUUUUGGCAAGUUUUUUUUUUUAUUCUUUUAAAUUGUACAAAUAUUAUUGGUGGUUUAGAGUUUAGGGUUUAAUUAUUAUAGCAAGUGGAUCGAUCCACUCUUGGAUUUCGUCCGCAUAAUAUUUUACUCAAAUAAUGGUCGUUGGUGGUGAAGUAUGUCUUUGAGUAGUGUUUAUAUAAAUAAAAUUAUUAUGGAGCAAAUUACUAUUAA